AUGGUGCUAGAUGGUCUGGCUGAGCUCCAAAGUCUCAGUACAGCUGCAAAGAUUGCCCAGAUUUUGAAGAAUCACCUAGACAUAGACCAUCCAGAUCUCGUUGACUUUAUAAUACACCUGGCUAAAAAAGCAAGAAGUGCCGUUGAGUUCAACAAGUUGUUGGAUGAAAAUGAAGCCGAGAUUCCUACGGCCCUCGGUGAGCAUUUGUUCAAUACCGUGAGAACUUUGGAUCCUCCCCGAAGUAAAAAAGGUACAUCUCAUCACUAUAUGAUGAUGAAAUACAUGGUCAUAGGUACAUGGGAUGACGUCAUAGCUACUGAGGAUGACGAAAGACUUAACUUUCCUGCCCUAUCCAUAAAAAAUAGCUCCAUUCAAACUGAGCAACAGCACAAAAUCGAACCUAAGAAAGAGGUAACAGUGAAAUCACGAAUAUUAUUAAACGACGAGCAGGGUGAACUUUCUGAUUGGGCUAAGCAACUUUUGGAGCGAGAGACUCCUGGAGUAUCUGAUAGUGGUAGAGACCGGCGUCAUGAAACACAUCGCCACGACCGCUCGGAAAAUUCCCAUCGCCGAAAUGAAAGGGACCGUCGAAGCAGGGAAAGGUACGAUCGACAUCACCAUGAGCGUACCGAUCAAGAUUACAAAAGGGCCAAGUAUCGCAGCAGGGGAGGGUACGACAGUGACCCCAGUUUGGAAAGGGAUGAAAGGAGCCACCGUGCUGACUCUCCACCUCCGUUAGAGGUUAAUGGCCCUAUAUAUCAGGGACGAGUUACGAACGUUAUGGAUUAUGGCGGUUUCGUACGGUUCCGCACGAAAACAGGACCGUACACUGGUUUGGUCCACGUAUCAGAGAUUUUGGCGGGAAGCCGUCGACUAUCGGGAGCCGAUGAAGUGUUAACGGAAGAUAUGAGAGUUUAUGUGAAAGUAAUUGCGAAGAAAGGGGACAAGAUCAGCCUGUCCAUGAAAAAUAUCGACCAGGAAACCGGAGAAGAUCGCAAUGGUAAAACGUCAUCUACAUCUGGGUUUCGUGACUCCGAUAGCGGUGCCGCGGACAAUAGGCCACAGCUCACAAAUAUGCCCCCGGAUGACUACUCCUAUGGAAUGGCUGGCAGAAAACGGCGCAUGGUGACGGACCUUGAACGGUGGGAGCAACAACAGCUUCUUAACAGCGGAGUGCUCACUAAGGGUGAAAGGGUCAGCUUGGAUUUAGCUGCAAACAACGAUUCGGUUGAGGAAGAAGAGAUAGAAAUAGAGAUUAAUGAAGCGUGCCCGACUUUCCUAAAGGGACAGACAAGACGUUCCGGCAUUGAGCUCUCACCGAUCAAAAUCGUUUCGAACCCUGAGGGUUCACUAGCCCGUACCAUCGCUACUAGUUUUACAAUCGCAAAGGAAAGACGUGAGACCGAACGACUGCAGGAGGAGACUAUGAUAAGAGCAUCUGGCCAUAGUAAUACCGAUGCAUGGGGAGGUGUAGGUGGGCGCCAAGGAGAAAACAGCGCAGCACAUUUUGUGAAAGAGUUGCAAAAAGCCAAUAAUUUGCAAAAGCGAGACGCAGAUCUGCGGGAACGCUCUGGGUCGAGUCGUGCGCAACAAAAAUCAACAUCGAUACGUUCUAUGAAGGAACAGCGUGAAUCUUUACCUAUAUUCCCUCUACGCGAAGAGCUGCUUCAAGCGAUACAUGAAAACAAUAUACUCAUUGUAGUCGGGGAGACUGGUAGCGGUAAGAGUACACAAAUACCGCAGUACUUGGCUGAAAGUGGUUACACCUGUGGACAAGACAAAAGCAUCAAAGUCAUUGGUUGUACGCAGCCCAGGCGUGUGGCGGCGAUGUCCGUUGCCAAGCGCGUAUCAGAGGAAGUCGGAUGCCGACUGGGCCAAGAAGUUGGUUAUUGCAUCAGAUUCGAGGAUUGCACCACAAAAGACACCAUGAUAAAAUUCAUGACCGAUGGUAUGCUUUUGCGGGAAGUUCUCCAGGACCCUCUACUGGACCGAUACUCCUGCAUUAUGCUAGAUGAGGCACACGAACGCACAAUAGCUACAGAUGUUUUGUUUGCGUUGCUCAAGGAGUGUUGCAGCAAACGUUCUGAUUUCAAGCUCAUCGUCACCUCUGCCACGUUAGAAGCUGAAAAGUUCUCAGCUUACUUCAACGAUUCUGGCAUCUUCUCCAUACCAGGGCGGAUGUUUCCGGUGGAAAUAUUGCAUACUACGGAACAGGAGAGUGAUUACAUGGAAGCUUCGCUGAUCACGGUAUUGAACAUUCACCUAAACGAACCUGCCGGGGACAUAUUGCUUUUCCUUACAGGACAGGAGGAGAUCGAAGUAGCAUGUAGAACAUUGCACGAGCGGAUGAAGAGGCUGGAGUCGAUGUCACCUCCUCCGCUCAUUAUUUUGCCCGUGUAUGCUGCAUUACCAGGUGAAAUGCAAAGUGCCAUAUUCGAGGCCACACCACCCGGAUGUCGAAAAUGUGUCAUAGCCACCAACAUUGCGGAAGCUUCUUUAACGAUCGACGGAAUAUUUUACGUAAUCGACCCCGGCUUUGCAAAGGUGAAACGGUACAACCCGCGCACAGGCAUGGAAUCCCUUGUAGUAGUGCCAAUAUCGCAGGCUAACGCCAAACAAAGGGCUGGCAGGGCAGGAAGAACUGGCCCUGGAAAGUGUUACAGGCUAUACACGGAGGAUUCCUACCGGUCUGAAAUGCUGCCGACUGCAGUCCCAGAGAUACAGCGCACAAACCUUGCGAACGUAGUAAUUUUGUUGAAGGCCAUGGGUAUAAACGAUUUCCUGAAUUUCGACUUUAUGGAUAAGCCUCCUGUGGAAACAUUGAUAGAUGCUUUAGACAAUCUGUACCAUCUUGGUGCCCUGGAUGACGAGGGACUGCUAACGCGGCUUGGACGUAAAAUGGCGGAAUUUCCUAUGGAUCCCAACCUUGCUAAAAUGCUGCUUACAUCAGUUGAUUUGGGUUGUUCUGAUGAAAUCAUCACCGUUGUUUCUAUGCUGUCCAUACAGAACAUAUUCUACCGACCACAGGACAAACAGGCCGAGGCUGACAGGGCCAAGUCACGUUUUACACAAGCAGAAGGUGACCACCUCACGUUACUGUAUGUAUAUAAUCAGUGGCGCAAGAACAAAUUCUCUUCUCUGUGGUGCCACGAAAAUUUUCUUCAGUCUCGUGCCCUGAUGCGGGCUCAAGACGUACGAAAACAACUAAUAUCUAUCAUGGAUAGGUAUCAUUUCAAGAUAUUAUCAAGUGGUAAUAACUCGGAAAAAAUCGCCAAGUCCGUCUGCGCCGGCUUCUUCCAUCACUCUGCCCGCAGGGACCCUCAAGAGGGUUAUCGUACCAUACUGGAUCAACAGAACGUAUAUAUUCACCCGUCUUCUGCGUUGUACAACCGGUCACCGGAGUAUGUGGUCUAUCACGAAUUGGUGAUGACGACUAAAGAGUAUAUGCGCGACCUAACCACUGUGAAGGCCCAAUGGCUCCUGGAGCUUGCGCCUUCCAUGUUCAAGCGCUGCGAUGGCAUCAGCAAGGCUAAGAUGGGUCAGAAAAUUGAACCUUUACACAACAAAUUUGAAGAGAAAGACUCUUGGAGACUUUCCAGGCGCAGAGGGUGA
Molecule: messenger RNA, 3612 nt
Organism: Babesia sp. Xinjiang
Lineage: Eukaryota; Apicomplexa; Aconoidasida; Piroplasmida; Babesiidae
Gene: dhx8
Product: ATP-dependent RNA helicase dhx8
Exons: 5
Coding region: 1-3612 (1203 amino acids)
Biological process (GO): spliceosomal complex disassembly
Cellular component (GO): intracellular anatomical structure; catalytic step 2 spliceosome
Molecular function (GO): RNA binding; ATP binding
Source: RefSeq, a predicted model, not a curated record